Messenger RNA from Cetraspora pellucida, 1257 nucleotides. NCBI's taxonomy places the organism in Eukaryota, Fungi, Glomeromycota, Glomeromycetes, Diversisporales, Gigasporaceae. The record is from the annotation of a GenBank genome assembly.
AUGAGAGGAGAUAGUGAUUCUAAUAUUUAUUAUGCGACAAAAUUAUAUAAUAAAUGUGAAAAACAUAAAAAGAAUGGAUGUAAAUGUCAUUAUUCUGAAAUAGAAGAUUAUAGAUGUGAAAUUUGUAAUGAUAAAUGUCCAAUUAAAACAAAAAGUAAAAUAGAUGGAAUAUCAAAUUUAGUUGGUCCAUUUAAAUUUGGAAGUUUUCAAAUGAGUAAUUUAGAAAUGAUAAGAGAAAAAAACAAAAUGAUGCUUGAAGAUAUGAAAAGAUUGGAGAAAAUUAGAGAUGAGAUGAUACCAUAUGAAGAAAUAGUGAUGAAUCCUAAAAAGUAUGCAUCAUUAGGGUGGAUGCAAACACCAAAUGGAUAUUUGCAAAUGGAAAAAGAUAGAAAAAGAAUUAAAAAAGAAAAAAGAGGUGGAAGAUUUUGGAGACCAGUGUUAUUUUAUUUUUAUGGUCCUGGUGGUAGUGGAAAGACUGGUUUGAUAAUGGAAUUAUUUCGUAAUGAAUUAUAUGAUAAACCAGAAAAAGGGAGGUCAGGGACAAAUUUUUGGAAUGGAUAUAGUAAUGAAGAUAUUGUUUUAUUAGAUGAGUUUUAUACAAAAAUUGAUUGGGAAACUGGAACUGGAAAAACGCAUUAUUGUCGUAAUUUUUUUAAUGAAGAAUAUAUUCAAUAUGAUGAUAAUUCUAAAAGUUUACAAGUAAAAUGGCUUAAAGAAUUUAAUGUUAGAGUUAUUGAUUUAAUGAUUACACCACGAUGGGGAUUGGGGUGUUCGCGAAUGAGAGAACCAUUUUUCAAAAACAAAUUUAAUCCAAAGUAUAUUAAAUUUGUAUUUUUAGAAUCUGUUCAUGAAAUGGAAAGAUAUAAAGAAUAUAAUAUAAUGAAAGAAAAUAUUGAUUAUGUUAUUCGAUUUAAUGGUAAAUAUAAUCAUGAAUUAAAUAAACCAUUGUAUGAAGAUGGUGAAGAAAAAUAUGUAUUUGAAAAAGGUAGUGAAGAAGAAUUAAAAAGAAAAUGUCAAGAAUAUAGGUCGAUAUCAUCUUUAUUUGAAAUAAGAAUACAAGCGAUAAACAGCAAGACAUGUGAAGAAUGUACUACUCUACGAGAAAAUUGCCGAAAAGAAAUCAAACCUUAUAAUAAAGGUUUAUCUUUGGUAAAAAAUAUUGCAAGAAUACAAAAAGAUCUUGAUGAAACGAAUAAAAAGUAUAAUGAAUUAAAUACGAAAUAUAUUCAAUUGAAAGAAAAAUAUGGUGAAUUAUAA